Messenger RNA from Photinus pyralis (common eastern firefly), 348 nucleotides. RefSeq lists its product as uncharacterized. The record is from RefSeq and is a predicted model, not a curated record. The transcript has a single exon. Lineage: Eukaryota; Metazoa; Arthropoda; Insecta; Coleoptera; Lampyridae. The coding region runs from base 1 to 348 and encodes 115 amino acids.
AUGGCGAAUACGGGGGGACCGAAUGAGUGGAAGAGAAGGGUGCUAGCCUCGGCGGUCGAUACCGUGAUACUAUAUGGAUGCGAGGUGUGGGGAAGAGUAAUGAAAACAAAAAAGGCCAAGGACGUGGUUGAUAAAGUCCAGAGGAAAAUGUCCUUAAGUAUAGCUUCGGCGUAUAGGACAGUAUCCAAUAAGGAUCUAUUUGUAGUGGCCCGCGCACCUCUGCUGAGGCUAAGGGUCUGGGCGAGGCAUGAAAGGAAGAAUAAUAAAGACGUACUAAAUGCAUGGGAAGAAGAGUGGGAGGAACGAGAGUCGUGGACGAAGGGACUGAUAGACAAUCUAAAAAGCUAG